This is a messenger RNA of Neoarthrinium moseri, 1263 nucleotides long. RefSeq lists its product as uncharacterized. Lineage: Eukaryota; Fungi; Ascomycota; Sordariomycetes; Amphisphaeriales; Apiosporaceae. Gene Ontology annotation, cellular component: cytoplasm. Gene Ontology annotation, molecular function: electron-transferring-flavoprotein dehydrogenase activity; flavin adenine dinucleotide binding. Bases 1 to 1263 code for a protein of 420 amino acids. The record is from RefSeq and is a predicted model, not a curated record. The transcript has a single exon.
AUGGCGGACACAAAGCCGCACGAGGUCGUCAUUUUGGGCGGCAAUUUCGGCGGCGUUGGAGCAGCGCACUAUUUGCUGAAAUACACAAUACCCAGUCUUCAUCGGCUUGACAAGACCAAAGGCUUCCAUAUCACCCUCGUGGCGCCGAACAGCGACGUCUACUUCAAAGUAGCAAGCCCGCGAGCCCUGAUCCAGCCCAAGCUUCUGGAGGAAAGCAAAUUAUGGCGACCGCUGUCCGAAGCCUUCAAACAAUAUCCAGCGGGCCAAAUUGACUGUGUCCAAGCAAUCGCCACCUCUUUGGAUGCUGCAAAACGUAGCGUCAGCAUCAAGGCGUCCGGAGCGCAUGAGACUGAAGGUGAACGAAUUAUCCCUUACGACACUCUCAUCAUUGCCACCGGCACAACCUCCGCAUCGCCAAUCUGGACGUUGCAAAGCAAGCAAUCUCUGACCUCUGAGUCUUUCAGAUCGGUACAGGAUGUCUUGCCGAAAGCCAAAACGGUGAUCGUGGCUGGGGGAGGGGCAGUCGGGGUUGAGACGGCCGGCGAAAUAGCUUCUGCCUACCCGUCAGCUGAAAUCACUCUGUUCUCGGGUGGGAAGACUUUGCUCCAACGUGUGAAACCCGAAGUAGGAGCGCGGGCUCAGGAGUACCUCCAAACCAAACUGAACGUCAAAGUUGUCCAUGGCGUCAAAGUUCUCAGCGCCACGCCAAGUAAUGAAAGCCCGGGAACUACGGUCUCGCUCAGUGAUGGAAAGUCGCUUACGGUAGACCUGUACAUUGACGCCACCGGCGGCGUUCCCAACUCACAGUUCUUGCCCGCGGAGUGGCUUGAUAGCACAAAGCGCAUCAUCACGCGGGACGCCUAUUUCCGCGUCAAAGGCAACGACGCCAAGAACGCAGAUGGUGUUUAUGUCCUGGGUGACAUAGUGGCUGGAAGCAAUAACACGAUAUUCGAACUGGACGCUAUGGUACCGACGGUAUGUUCCUCGGUUGGUGUGGAUAUCGCAGCGCAGCUGAAGCCGGGGGAGUCAAUGCCAAAGCCAGGUUUUCUCAGGUCUUUAACCGGCGGCAGCUCUUCUAUACCUACCCAGAAGGAGUUCAAGCCGAUGAAAGAUUCCAUUCUCGUUCCAAUUGGGCCUGGGGGCGGUGUUGGUCUAUUGAUGGGGUGGCAAGCACCCAGUUGGCUCGUCAAAAUGGCCAAGUCGAAAUCGUUUCUGAUCGAGUUAUUCGAUCCUAUGAUUAGCGGAAACAAGUGGAAGGCAUGA